This is a messenger RNA of Etheostoma cragini (Arkansas darter), 1526 nucleotides long. It is a transcript of the gene znf653, whose product is annotated as zinc finger protein 653. Gene Ontology annotation, cellular component: nucleus. Lineage: Eukaryota; Metazoa; Chordata; Actinopteri; Perciformes; Percidae. The coding region runs from base 47 to 1330 and encodes 427 amino acids. The record is from RefSeq and is a predicted model, not a curated record. Gene Ontology annotation, molecular function: transcription coregulator activity. The transcript has 7 exons. Gene Ontology annotation, biological process: regulation of transcription by RNA polymerase II.
UCCGGUUAAGACUGACAACUUCCUUGGAUGCCUGGCAACAACAAAGAUGGCGCUGAGCCUGGCAGAGCUGGAGGCUCCGCUGGACGGGGACGGGGACCGGGACCGGGACCGGGACCGGGACCGGGACGGAGGAGGAGGAGGAGGGCUGCGGCGCUGCAGAGGGAGACCCAGGCUCACAGACUCCGACCGGGCCCAGAGGCGACUGGAGUCCCGGAAGAAGUACGACGUGAGGCGCGUGUACCUGGGAGAGGCGCACAAGCUGUGGAGCGAGCUCCGCCGCAGGACCAGUCUGAGUGAUGCCGGUCUGGCGGAGUACCUGAUCCUGCUCAACUCCACCUACGGAGACAAGCACCAGCAGGAGGACUGCGGGUAUGCAAGGCCGGAUGUGGGAGGAAACGGGGACGUUUCAACCAUGAGCCCGACUCCAGCCCAGCUGCCCAGGGACGAGGUCUCCUCGCAGGAGGUCCCGGGUCCGCCCGGCUGGGAGAUGGAGACGGAGACGGAGCGGCAGCAAGGCUCCCCGGCUGCAGGGUUUCACUCCGCCUCCUCAGAGGAGGAAGAGGAGGAGGAGGAGGAGGAGGAGGAUCUGAGGCGAGGCAGAGUCCCAGGAGACGAGACCAGGACCGUACGGCACGCCCUACCACACAGAUACGAGUGUGUUGCCGUGGCGUCCUUGGCGGAUCAGCUGGAGAAGACGGACUCGGACUCGGAGCUGUCGGCGGGCGUGAGGGGCUCCCCGGGGCUCCCCGUCCUCCCGGGGCUCCCCGUCCCCCCGGGGCUCCCCGUCCCCCCGGGGCUCCCCUGUGACCAUAGUUUGAUUUCCAAAAAAAGAGGGGACUCCACCGGCCUCGAGACACAAAACAACACAAGGGUUAAAACCCGUCUUAUUGUUGUACUUCUUUCUUCUUCUUCUUCACUACUUGCCCUCUCUCUGCAGAACCACGUCAACCUGGUCCACAGGAAGGGGAGGACCAAGGUGUGCCCCCAUCCCGGCUGCGGGAAAAAGUUCUACCUGUCGAACCACCUGCACCGCCACAUGAUCAUCCACUCAGGUGUCAGAGAUUUCAUCUGCGAGACUUGUGGGAAGUCCUUCAAGCGUAAGAACCACCUGGAGGUCCACCGGCGGACGCACACGGGGGAAACACCCCUUCAGUGUGAGAUCUGCGGGUACCAGUGUCGCCAGCGUGCGUCCCUGAACUGGCACAUGAAGAAGCACACCCCCGAAGCCCACUACAACUUCACCUGCGACUUCUGCGACAAGAGGUUCGAGAAGCUGGACAGUGUCAAGUUCCACAAGCUGAAGAGCCACCCGGACAAGCAGGCCACCUGAGAGAAGUUCUCACCUGGGGACAGGAAGUAACGUCACGGGUCGGCACGGAAACCAAAGCAAGGCUUCUAGUGAGAGAGACGGAGGACUUUCCCUUUUGCUGCGUUCGUCUGGCGUCUCACGUCCAGGAUGAUGAGAACACACCAGCAGAGGAGGAAGAGGCGGGCCGGUCCCAACAGCUGUGCAGGACACAUGCUGG